CGAGUUUCGAGAACUAAACCGAUGAGCCUGAUAGAAGACCCACUGCUUACAUUCUCAAGGAGCCUAUAUCUUCAGAGCUGCUUGGUUUUCUUCAGUAUUUCUCGAAGGAUCAACGCUCCGUGUUGAUGUUGAGUUUCCUGAUCAGUACAUCCACUGCUGUCUGCUUUGGCGGAGUCUGCGGUGGCGGAGCGGUUGGAGGCUUUGCCAGUGGCCCGACCGGAAGCGGUUCGGACAACAUUGGAUUUGAUAUCAGAAAUGGCGCUUUGGGAGAAUCAGGUCACCUUAAUGGCUUUAACAACGGACACGAAGAGAUAAGCAGUAGUGAUUUCAGAGGUUAUAACGAUGGAUUCAAUCAAGGAGGUUUCAGCCCUAAUUUCGAUGGAAAUUUCGGGGUGUCGAACGGCGGAUAUGGCGGAAGCCCCAACCUUGGGGAUUCCAGUGGAAGCUUUGAUGGAAAUAGUAACUUCGGAGGGUUCAGUGGAGGCAACGAUGGAAGCAGAGGCUUUGGAGAAGGCAAUUACGACGGAAAUCGUAACUUCGGAGGCUCUACUGGCGGCUACGAUGGCAACGUUAACUUUGGAGGAUCCAGUAGCUACGGUGGCGAUAAUAUCAGAGGAUUCAGUGAUAAUAAUGAUGGAUUCAAUUUCGGAUCUGACGGGAACUUUGGCAACUUCGGAGGUAAUAAUAAUAGAUACGAUUCCGGAGGCUCCUUUGGAAACUUUGAUUUCAACAGUAACCUCGGUGGCUCUCUCAGCGGAUACCUUCCACCCGUGGGAAAGUAUAUUGGAUCAACAACACGUUCAAGCAUAGAAUUUGUGAACAUAUGGGGAAGUCCAUAA
Messenger RNA from Penaeus chinensis, 839 nucleotides. RefSeq names its product circumsporozoite protein-like. The transcript has 3 exons. The record is from RefSeq and is a predicted model, not a curated record. Bases 126 to 839 code for a protein of 237 amino acids. NCBI's taxonomy places the organism in Eukaryota, Metazoa, Arthropoda, Malacostraca, Decapoda, Penaeidae.